CAGGUGACCAUUUCGGUUGAAGCGUGGGUAUCAGCUCUUAUGAUCAAGAACAGCCAUUCCAUUUCAAGAUGUGACGGCAGGAACUUUCGAUAUGUCCUCAAUCUGACUGCUUGUUUUAGACAAGAAAGGUUCAAACUCUGCUACUGUGCUCCAUCCGCCAUCAUGCACCGCUCGACAUUAAGCUUCUAUUUUUCACCCCGGGCUCCCCACAAAAGGGAACAGAAACAGCUGUCAGAAGGUGUGGAGUAGCAUAGAGUGUCAACACCAGCCAUUGAUAAGGGUCCGGUUGGUCCAACUCUAUCCCCCGGCGGCACGGCCCAUCCUGCAACAACUGUACUAGCAAUGUGACGUCGGGUGCGCAAUUUCUCUUGGGUAUUCACAAAAGGGCUUCAGGUGUUUUCCGAUAGCCUGCGGGAGAGAGGCAAUAUCGAGAGCCACAAUCAUCCAACCCAAUCAAAACUUAUCAAAUAUAUAUACCUUUCAUCAACAGACAAGUCUGUCGGAGAAAGAAAACCUCUUCGCCAUUCAGACUUGACGAUAAUCUUUGAGUUUUUGAACAGCUACCUUUUCGGCCUUGAACGAACUCACUGCAGCCGACGGAACCAUGGAACCGUUCUCUUGGUCAGAGGCAGAUUGCAUUUUGAUAAUUAUGGCGUUAGCUUGGCACGACAACAAUGUCGCCCAACUCAUGGUGGGUGAGGCGAACGCUGUGUUGAGCAUCGAGUUCGACUGCCCGACAUAUCUUGUGGUGCCGGAGCAGAGAAUGCCACCCCGGCGAUUCGAUCUUGCGAUACUCAAGGUUGCCACCAAUCAGUUGUUUUUUCGCAUUCUAAAAGUUACACAGUGUUUCCAGGCCAUUCGGCUUGGUCAAGGAUACACGUAUGGAAUGCGUGGCCGAGGGCCGGAAUGCAUUAUUGUCGAGUACGAUGGGGCAAUCUAG
This is a messenger RNA of Podospora pseudopauciseta, 940 nucleotides long. RefSeq lists its product as uncharacterized. The transcript has 4 exons. The coding region runs from base 605 to 940 and encodes 111 amino acids. NCBI's taxonomy places the organism in Eukaryota, Fungi, Ascomycota, Sordariomycetes, Sordariales, Podosporaceae. The record is from RefSeq and is a predicted model, not a curated record.